Molecule: messenger RNA, 1478 nt
Organism: Paramecium sonneborni
Lineage: Eukaryota; Ciliophora; Oligohymenophorea; Peniculida; Parameciidae
Source: the annotation of a GenBank genome assembly
AUGAAUAAAUUCACACUUAAAUUUAAUUAGCAAGUUUUAGAAAUACAAUAUCAAUCAACAAGACUUGUUAUGAGGAAAAAAAUUUUUUAUGGAGUUGCCUCUGGAUUUAUAAUAAUGAAUACUAUCUCAGCAAUAUUUAAAAUUAUAGAAAAUGAUUAUAAGAAUUUAGCUUUGGAUUUAACAAUAUCAUCAGUUGCCAUUUUGACAGUGUGUGUCAUACGUUAUUACCAAUAAUAUAUUUUAGAAGGAUUAAACAUUUUAAAUAUGCUUUCCUGUUUAAUACAAAUAAAUCUAGAUGAGACUGCAACUGCAUAAUAAAUGUACAUUUUUGGAGCAAAUAUAAUGGCGACAUAAUUAAUGUUGUUGUUUGGCUCAGAUUUUUUAUACUCUCUACCAUAAAUCACAAUAAUUGUUUGUUCUAGAAUUGGAAUAUUAAGAGUAUAUCAACCAUUUGAUUGGUUUACGAUAUCUUUAACUUUAUUAGUUUAAUUAUGGCUUGGAGUUGUUUAAUAUUAAUUGGAUAAAUCACUACGAUCCUAAUUUUUACUCACAUUAAAGGAUCAUAGUUGGGGUAAUUUUAUUAUAAAAAAAUAGAUCAACUUUUACCGCACAUUGUUGACAAACCAUAUUUUUAUUUUAGAUAUAAUGAUUCUAAAUUUGAAAUAAAAUAAAUUCAUAAAUAGUCAUAAAUAUUUAAUUAUAAUAUUGAUUUUUGUCAAGAUUGUAAUUUGAGACAUUUUUUAAGAGAAUUUAAUUUUAAUAACUAAACCAUUGAAUCAUUCAUUCUAAGUAGAUUAAAAAUUUAUGAAAAAAAUAUCUAUGAAAAAGAAAUUAUUGCUAAAAAUAAAAAACAAUACACUAUGCGAAUUAAUUAUUGUGAAAUAUCUAGUGAUUAUCCUAAUUUCUUGAUAAUUUUAAAUGAUUCUAAAUAAAAUUAAACUUUUUCUAAACAUUUAUAAACUGAAUUUAUUAGCAAAUAUUUUAGCAGAUACUCCAAUCAUCUUUUUAAACUUCUAUUAAGGGAAGAUUCAAAAUUUAAAAUUAUUUAGCUAAAUUGUCACUAUAUAUCUGCUUUGUAUAUAAAAGAUUACACUGUUAAAUAUUUUUCUCCAUACAAGCAAUUAAAAAAAAUAAUUAAUUUAUCAGGAGGUGUUUAAUUAGAAUGCUUUGAGAAAUUUAAAAUUUAAGGAUAUAAGAAUUUAUUUUCUGUUUUUUGGAUUUAAAUUAUUGCGAUAAUGAUUCUGUCUUAAAAGAAACAAUAUUUGAGUUAGCCGAUAAUCAUUUUAAAAAAGGAAUUAGAUUAUAUUGAAUUAUGUUUAGUUUUAAAUUUUCCCAAAAAGUUUUAGGAAAAGUUUAAUAAAAAUGUCGUUAUUUAAAGGCUUAAAAGUGUAAUUUUUUUUUAUAUUAACUAAAAUUUAUGGAUAUUUAGAUAGCACAAUAAACUUGAAAUAGCAUCUAAGUAAAUUGAUAAAAAUUGA